Messenger RNA from Cadophora gregata, 2547 nucleotides. RefSeq lists its product as uncharacterized. The record is from RefSeq and is a predicted model, not a curated record. Gene Ontology annotation, biological process: DNA-templated transcription; regulation of DNA-templated transcription. The coding region runs from base 1 to 2547 and encodes 848 amino acids. The transcript has a single exon. Lineage: Eukaryota; Fungi; Ascomycota; Leotiomycetes; Helotiales; Ploettnerulaceae. Gene Ontology annotation, molecular function: DNA binding; zinc ion binding; DNA-binding transcription factor activity, RNA polymerase II-specific.
AUGAUGGAUCAUCCUGCCAAGACCAAGAAGACGGGAAAAGCUCGCAUCCCGGAUCAUCUGCGCCGGCGGGCACUGGUCAGUUGCGAUCGCUGUAAGAAGAGGCGCAUACGAUGCUCGAGAUCCAGCGGCAGUGAUGCCAAUGAGCCGUGCCAGAGUUGUCUCGAGGUCGGCGUCAAUUGCGAAUCGACUCUACCCCGCAAGACGAGGAUAUACGGCAGCGUCGAGACCCUCAGUGUACGAUACCGAGUCCUCGACACCCUGAUCAAAGGUCUCUACCCCGACAGAGAUACAAAUAAUAUCGAUACAUUAUAUGCGAUUGCUGAAGCGCACGAUAUCCAACUUCCUACAUUUGACGAGCAGACUGUGGCAGAGGAAGUAUUUAAUCAACCGCAUAAACAGAAUGCGCCUUCGCCACAACAGUCUGCGGGCAGCGCAGGCAGCCCUUCAAUUGGGUCGAGGGAGUCGGAGAAUCCAGAUGUGAAGGGGAAGGUUGUGGAGGAGAAGUUGGUUCCUAUGCCACAAGGACCAUCGCAUUAUAUUGGGCCCUCCAGUUCAUUUGGAUUCGUCUUGACAGUGAGGAAUAUGGUUGCAGAAUUCAAUGCGGCUCUGAGGACGAUACAACCAGAUGACGAGAGGACGAAACUAUCUGCGGACUUUGCGGGGUCGAAUUGGAGUAAGGCUUUGGAACCAAUUGUCAAGGAUGAGAGCGAUGAGUCUUCAGAGGACAAUAUCGACAGACAAUUCGGGGAGCCUUCAUCAAGAAUACCCAGACAGCGAGCACCUUCACUCUUCCCGAAUUCCAUAGACAGCAAUGCCUUGACAGCGCGGCUGAAGAGGAUUACGGUUCUGUCUUUGUUGCCAGGUAAAGAGGUCACUGAUACUUUCGUCGAUGCUUAUUUCGAGCAUGUUCAUCCGAACUAUCUCCUCUUCCACCACCCUACCUUUCAGCUUCGGUACGAAACCAUGUGGACUCAACCGCAGGUGCUCCUACGUGACAUCGAACCCGGUUGGAUUUGCUGCAUCUUUAUGAUGAUUGUAUUUGGGGCUCAGAAUUUGGAAGAUCGCGAUGCCAGACAAUCUAUGCAGAUACAGCGGCAUUACCUUAAUCUGGUCCAGUCGAGGAUGCACCAGUUGAUCAGUGCUUCUACUCUGGUCAAUGUUCAGGCUAUUCUGCUUCUUCAACUUUACCAGCACAACUGCACUGAAAGGAACAGUGCGUUCAUGUUACUGGGCUGUGCGUCCAGGAUGGCUAUGGCUCUUGGUAUGCAUAGAGAAGGUACUUCUGGAGGCUUCGAUGAUAUGGAAAGAGAAGUUCGGAAACGUGUUUGGUGGACAGCUUAUAUGUUCGAGCAGAAUCAGUGCGCUAUUCUGGGCAGGCCCUGUGCUAUUGAUGAUUCAGAAGUCAAUGUCACGUUUCCAGAUGAGAUGAUGCUUGAUGGUGGAUCUUCAGUACCUCCAGGAUUCAUCGAUUACUCCGUCCGACUGAUGAAGUUGCUCUCUGAUGUGAGGAGAAAGAUUUACUCUUCACCAUCAAGUGCUACACAGCAAGGCGAAUCUCCGAAGAUGAGCGUUGCGGUACAAUUUUUACUAGACCUGGACUCCUGGAAUCAUAGUCUGCCUCCGUCUUUGAGACUUGAGAACCUCUCUUCGAUCCCGAAACAUCGACGAGCUGUCAUCCUCAUGCAUAUUCAGUUCCACCAGAUACAGUCUCUCGUCACCAGGCCUUUCAUUCUGAGGAAAGUUGGAGUUCAAUUGGCUAGGAAGCUAGGUCGACAUGUUCGCUCUCAUGAUCUGGAUACGGAAGAAUUGAAUCUCAGUCAUGCCUGUGGAACUUACUCCCGGAAAGCUACAUCACUACUCCACCAACUCCUAGUGACAGGUAUGUUUGAUGGUGUAGCCUGGAUAGAUGCCUACUACAUCUACCACUCCGUCUUCAUCCUGGCUCUCGACUUCCUAGCUCGACCCUGGGACGAACGUGACACCGCCGAAGACAACUCCCGCAAAAAGGCCGUCCGCGACGUCAUGGCUUCCCUACAACCCAUCAAGCUCUGCCGAACCUUCACAGUUCUCACCCAAGUAGCUCUUCAACUCGCCAAAAUCGUCGGCAUCUUUGACGCCCGCUCAGACUCACAUGAGAAGAGCGAGGAAUAUAGAAAGUACAUGGACCAACAACAAGCCUCCUUUGGCUUCGACUACGGGCCCCAGCCUACACAUACCGGUCCUGGCAAUAUCAACGGCGCACAAAAUGGCAACGUAGUACAUACAUGGUUCCAAAAAGAUCCCGUUGAGCUACCAUGGGAUCUGAGAGACUUGUUUGGUACGGAAGGAUAUGUUGCUACGGGGCCGGUGGUGAGUGAGGAGUAUGGGAAUAUGCCGAAUUUGGGAGGUGCGUAUGCGGGGAUGGGGAUGUUGGGUGAGGAGGAGGAUUUGAUGACUAGUGUGCCGCCGCAUACGGCGUAUACGCAUUGGGGGACUAUCGAUACGCCGUUUGCGAGGAGUACCGGGAUGGGGGGUGGGCAGAUGCCUAAGGGGCCGGGGAUGCAGUGA